This is a messenger RNA of Venustampulla echinocandica, 1239 nucleotides long. RefSeq lists its product as uncharacterized. The record is from RefSeq and is a predicted model, not a curated record. Lineage: Eukaryota; Fungi; Ascomycota; Leotiomycetes; Helotiales; Pleuroascaceae. The transcript is spliced from 2 exons. Bases 1 to 1239 code for a protein of 412 amino acids.
AUGCCGCAAAUAUAUCGCAAUGCCAAGUUCGUGGCCGCUUAUUUAGGCCCAGAAAAUGGGGAGGAUACUGCACUUAUCUACAAAUUGAUUUCAAACCUGGCUUUGGUGGACUUCGACACUACUCAUCAUCGACCCCAGACAGUUGGCCAGCUGGGGAGCUAUGGCAUUCUGGCCUUUGAGGAUGAAGCAGGGAUCGCGGCACAGAGAUUCUUCUCUCGUCAAUGGUUUCGAAGAGUUUGGAUUGUGCAGGAAUGCGUCCUCGCGAAACGCGUCCAAUUUUACUGGGGACACAGCAGAAUGCUGCCAUUCGAAGUGAUUGGCGGUUUAUUGAACCAGAUUCAUAGAAUUGGUGUGCCGGUCCUUGAGUUUCAUCGAGAAGGUGUUGAUGAGGCUGUCUCUACUAUUUGUCUCAAAGGCAGUCUUUUUGAGGUGCUUGAAGUUUGUCGCGACACCGAGUCUACCCACAGGCGAGACAAAUACUUUGCUCUGCUUGGAAUUUCGAUUGAGUCUCAAGAGACUUCUCUCCAGGCAAACUAUGAAGAAGCGUUUGCCGAAGUAGCAUAUCGUUAUUGCAAGUUCUUCAUGAAAUUAGACAAGGAGUUUAAAUUUCUGUCUAUUGCACAGCCACGCUCUCCAGAUCCACACCUUCCAAUUUGGAUACCAGAUUGGAGCAGGGCAUUCAAAUAUUCACAAUUUAUUGUAGGAAGCAUUUGGACAGAUCUACAGAGAUCUCUCUGUAGAUCUGUCCAAAUUGUGUGUGCCACCUAUCCGGCUAGGGACGCAAUAGAAGACGUUUUAUGGCAGACCAUUACAAUGGAGAGGUUCAAAGAAGGUGGUACUGCCUGCAGCCCUUUUGUCAAUGGUUCUGCCGCUAGUGAGAGCCUAAAGACAUCCCUCAUGUCAGCUCGAAGCCUCUUCAAAGAAGGGUUUCCACGGAUCUGCCGUAGCGAAACAUGGAAUUCUGCCGAGUUUGCUACGAUAGUAAUUGCUGAAAAGUUGAGCGGAUGGAAAUCAUGCAUUUUUAAAAAGAACUAUACUGGCCUGGUCCCAGCAGCAGCGCAUAAGGACGACACAGUUGUUAUAAUUUCGGGCGCAAGAGUUCCUUUUCUCCUUAGACGUGUACCAGAUGUUCUCCCACCAAGAUUCACACUCGUUGGUGAAUGUCACAUCCAUGGUAUUAUGCAAGGAGAGGCGGUCACAUCGAUGGGCCUGACUUGGACGGACAUUACUCUAAUUUAG